GGAAUAGGCAAUAUACACCAACAUUCAAAAUGAGAUGGUCAACUGGUGACAAAGUGAUGGCCAAAUGGCCAGGUAGUGCUUUGUAUUUUCCUGGCAUCAUCCAAGAUAUUGAUGAAGAUGAUGAUUCUGCUGAAGUUUUGUUUAACGAUGGAACAACUAUGGAUGUUCCCAUAAAACAUAUUAAAAAAGAAGAGGAGUUUAAAAGAAGAGCAAGAUCAAAGUCUCCAGCUCGAUCUCGCCGAAGAUCCCAAUCACCCGGUCGUAGACGUACAACACGUGCUACUGCUAAGAAGGAUACCGAAGUUGGAAAAGCGAAUCAAAGGAAUAAUACUUCUUCUUCAUCUGGUGAAGAAAGAAAAGUAACUGCUAUACUCAGGUCUGAUGUGGAAGUAUCUCAACAAGAACAUAUUAAGACUACUAAAACAACUAAGAGCCAUAGCAAGGUAGAAACCAAUAAAACCGUAAUCCCAGACUCAGGCUACAUGGUCACAAGACAGCAGGUAAAGGAGAUGUACAUGUCCAAGGCAGCAAUUUUGAAUGCAAAGCAGGCAGAGGAGACCCCCACCCCUGUGGUAAAGGAUACUAAACAAUAUGAAUAUGGAGGUGUUCUUGGGGUGUUUCUCAUGUACGUUACAUUACCGUUGCUACCUCUUUCAUUUCUUGUCUUCUGCAACAAAGAAGAUUGCUCCAUUUCCAAGGCUAAGCUGUCCAUGAUCCCUCAAACAUUGGAAGCAUAUUUUGAUCAAAUGUCCAUCUUCAUUGUGUUGGAGUUUUUAGUAUUCCACGCUAUUAUAUAUGCUCUACCACUGGGACACAUUAUCAAGGGUCCUGCCACACCAAGUGGCAAAAGAUUGGAUUACAGAAUAAAUGCCAUGUACACACUAGUGCUUACACUUGCUGCAUAUGCUGUUCUGUAUCAUUACAAGGUUCCAAUCACAAGUAUUAAGAUGUUACCAUUAGCUGCUACAGCCACAGUGGUCAGCUACAUAGGUGUGCUACUUGUACACCUCAAGUCUAAAAAUGUUCCUGAAAAUGAAUUAAAUCCUCACGGGAACACUGGGUCAGAUCUUUACGACAGUUUCCUGGGUCGUGAGUUGCAUCCAAGGAUCGGAAGUUUGUUUGAUCUUAAGCUUUAUCUCUAUAGACCUGGCAUGGCUGCUUGGUUGGUGGUUGUGAUGGUGGAAAUGCAACGACAUUAUGAACAAAAAAACAUGUUUGAACCCCAGGUUCUUGUUGUGGGGAUUUCCCAGAUUCUCUACAUUAUCUUAGAGUUCUUCUGGGAUGAGGAACAAUGUCCGUUCAUGUUUGAUAUAAAGAAUGAAGGACUUGGUUUUGUUCAGUUCUUCGGUGAACUUGUUAUAGUUCCCUUCAUCUACUCACAACCUAUUACUUAUGUGGUUAACCAUCCACUGAAGUUGCAAAAUACUCAGAUUGCUGGCAUAUGUCUUCUACUAUUUGUUGGUAUUUGUUUGAUCGUCUUAUCUGGUCGACAGAAGAGCAAGUUCAGGAAAAAUCCAUUUGAUCCAAAGCUAGCACACCUUGAAAGCCUUCCCCCCUCCAAAGCUGGGGGUGAUCGAUUACUUGUGUCAGGAUUUUGGGGUUUGGUUCGUCAUCCCAACUACCUGGGAGAGAUUGUUGUUGGGCUUGCAUGGAGUUUGGCUUGUGGUUUCAACCACCUUUUGCCAUGGUUCUACCCUAUAUUCGUGAUCGGCCUCCUUUUGCACCGUGCAAUCCGUGAUGAUGUUCGUUGUCGUGAAAAGCAUGGUAAAAUGUGGAAGGUCUAUUGCGAGAGGGUCAAGUACAGGGUCAUACCUUACGUUUUCUAAAAAAAUCUCAAUUCCAUACGAUGUUUCAACUGGGCCUAUACAAUGUGUUGAUCUCAGCGCCAAGUUUUGAUACAUUUUCUUAACAACUUUGCGCCGACAGAUUUCAUUCCUGCUGCCUGGCUAUUGUACGUUUUCAGCACCCUGACUGCCUUAUGGUUUGAAUGACCAUAGUUAACUUUGUUGUACAAUGCUCAGGAUGGUUUGUUUCUUUGUAUAGUGCAGGGGUGGGCAAAUUUUAGUUCCAAGCCAAAAUUGAGCGAUUCAGCCUAUUUAUUAGGAUCCAAAUGGACAAGUAAUGCAUUUUUACCAAAAUGAUUUUUUCUGCCACUUAGCUGCAUGAACUAUUAACAAUUUGCAAAAAAAGCACAUGAGCAAAUGUUUGCCCACCCCAGCAGUAGUGUGUAUGUGUAUCACAGAUCUCUUGAGCUUUUUUUACAGGAAUGAAUUUCACUUUAAAGUAUUCAAGAGCAAGUAGAAACUCGUUAUGGAUAUUUUAAAUGAUGAAUUUCAUUUCUUGAUGAUUCUGUAUAUGUUCAGCAUGCUUCUCUAGCAACUAGUAGUUUACUUACAAGUCUAAUUAGAUGGUUAAACAAGUGUAACAGUAGUGAAUAGACUGAGGGAGAACUAAUACAGUUUUAACUGCCAUUUUGCAAAGUUUCUUCACUUAAGAACAACACAUUGGUACAUAACAUGGUCAAUGCACCUUUACAGAAUCUCCAGUAACACAUUAUCUUUAUAUGAAACUUCAACGCUCUCGUACUGUUACAAAGUGCAUACAUCUUUAUAUUAUAUAUAUAGAAUGUGUUGUGUUUGUUCCUAGUUCCAGUUCCUACUACUAAUCCCAGCAAAUAAAGUUGCGUUGUUCAAAUGUAGAAGCAAAAUAAAAGGAACCAAUUUGUG
Messenger RNA from Ciona intestinalis (vase tunicate), 2726 nucleotides. Its product is annotated as delta(14)-sterol reductase TM7SF2-like. Gene Ontology annotation, molecular function: Delta14-sterol reductase activity. Gene Ontology annotation, biological process: cholesterol biosynthetic process. The record is from RefSeq and is a predicted model, not a curated record. NCBI's taxonomy places the organism in Eukaryota, Metazoa, Chordata, Ascidiacea, Phlebobranchia, Cionidae. Gene Ontology annotation, cellular component: nuclear inner membrane; endoplasmic reticulum membrane.